GGCAGGGGGCCAUGCAGCCGCUGCUCGCCACCCGCCCCUCGCGCGCCGGGCUCUCCGUCUUCGCCUGCUACGACCAGCUGCGGCACGAGAUCCAGGCGCUGCUGGCGGAGAACGAGGAGCUGGCUCGCGUGGUCAACCUCAUCAGGGAGCACCAGCAGCUGCGGCACGUCCUGCGCGGCCACCCCAGCAUCCAGCCCCUGCUCACCUCCACGCCCCGCGACGGCCCCACAGACCUCCCCGGCGGCACCGCAGGUCAGGGGCGGCCGGCACCGCGGCGAGCCGGCUGCUGGGGAGGGGGGACCGGGCCGCACGGCACCACGCCUGAGCCGUCCCUCAGCGGCACGGAGAUCGGCCCCGCGUUCUUCCCCGUCGCCACCAGGAACAAGUCCGUGCCGGUGAACAUGUACGCCAACCCCUUCCUUGGGGACCCCUUCCUGCAGUACUCCUGCCCCGUCGAACUGCAGGGCAGCUUCACCCUGUCCCCGGAGCGCCAGCAGCCCCCCGAGCAGCCCCCAGACCCACGGACGUCAGAGCAGAGGAGCCCCAGCGCGCAGAACCUGCAGAGCCCCGGCCCCACGGUGACCCCGAUGCCGACGACCCCGAUGCCGGUGACCCCGAUGCCGGUGACCCCGGUCCCAGUGACCCCAAUCCCGGCGACCCCAGUCCCGGUGACCCCAAUCCCAGCAAUCCCGGUCCCAGCGACCCCAAUCCCGGCGACCCCAGUCCCGCCGACCCCAAUCCCGGUGACCCCGAUCCCGGUGACCCCGAUCCCGGUGACCCCGGUGGCCCCGAUGCCACCGGAGCCGCUGUCCCCGGAGCAGCAGCAGCAGCCGCUGGACCUGCGGCUCCCCGACGUGCGGCGCAAAGACCCCUCGAGGAAGAUGCCCAGAGCCGCCGAGCGCCCGCCCGCCACCCCGCAGACCCCGCAGGGCGCCAGCCACCGAGAUGCCCGGCACGCGGAGCGCCUGGUGGGGGAGAUCGCCUUCCAGCUGGACCGCCGCAUCCUCGCCAACAUCUUCCCCGACCGGCCCCGGCUCUACGGCUUCACCGUCACCAACAUCCCCGAGAAGAUCAUGGGUCCAUUUUCGGCAGCCCCCGGGGCGUUUGACGAGCAGCAGUGCGCGGCCAUGGCGCGCCGUUACCUCACCCUCAUGACGCGCCUGCGGGCGCUGGGCUACAACCCCGAGGUGCACCCGGCGCUGGCCGAGUCCCUGGUCAACACCUUCGGCAUCCUGCGGGAGCUGCCCGAGGGCGACGGCUCCGACGCCCGCGCCGCCCCCAGCCCCGGCCACCUGCGGCGCGUGGUGUCCGAGACGGUGCCGCCGGCGCUGCGUGCGGACGCGCUGGUGCUGCUGGAGUGCCUGCAGGAGCUGGCGCGCGAGGACGGGAAGCCGCUCUUCCUCAGCUGAGCCCCCCCCCAGCAGCCAGUAAAGACCCCCCCCAAAAUGCUGGGCACCGGCUGUGGCAGCGAUCCAUUGGUAACGCCGCGCCGGUGCGCUCACCCUCCCUGGUGCCCUGGUGGGGCCACCACGGCCUGGGGGCACUCAGCUCCCGGACACCCCCGGGGGGGCACGGCCGUGCAAUGCCCCCCAGCUUUGUGCACACGCAGCAGGGGGUGUGCGAGGCGUGCGAGGCCGCGUGCGGGGCCCUGGGCACACGCGGGUCCGGGCAC
Molecule: messenger RNA, 1672 nt
Organism: Anas platyrhynchos (mallard)
Lineage: Eukaryota; Metazoa; Chordata; Aves; Anseriformes; Anatidae
Source: RefSeq, a predicted model, not a curated record